Branchiostoma belcheri (Belcher's lancelet) is the source of this 1204-nucleotide messenger RNA. RefSeq names its product cilia- and flagella-associated protein 161-like. The coding region runs from base 131 to 1162 and encodes 343 amino acids. The record is from RefSeq and is a predicted model, not a curated record. The transcript is spliced from 8 exons. Gene Ontology annotation, biological process: cilium assembly. NCBI's taxonomy places the organism in Eukaryota, Metazoa, Chordata, Leptocardii, Amphioxiformes, Branchiostomatidae. Gene Ontology annotation, cellular component: motile cilium.
GGUCUCGUGUAGCGCGAGAGGUCAGCAGUUGCCAGGUAGUCAAGGCAAACAACCUGAUCAGGUGUUGAUAGGGAUACCUUUACACUUAGUUUGUCGUCAAGAUCUGUUGAAUAUUUAGACCUAAGGAACCAUGGCGAAUGUCAGGACCUACAGUCCGUCCGUUCGAGUUGGGAACUGGAACGAAGAUCUCUGUCUUGAAGAGGAUACACUGAAAGACUUCCUGGACAAAAGAGACUCAGGAGACCUUCUAGUUCAGAAGACACACAACCUGCUUCAGAACACUCUUAGGAAGGUUGACCUGUCUGUGACCACGGACGGGCUGCUGCACUUUGGCGACACGGUGAUGAUCGUGAACCCCGGGGCGGAGCGUAACGACGUGCGGGACAUCCGCCAGCGGGACCUGACCGCGCUGUGCCUGAACAUCAGCGAGUACAAGGCACACCUGGCUGCGCAGGUGGAGGCACCCUGUCCUGUCUCUGCCUCACGGAUCAUCAAACCCUGCAUCAGGAAUGCCUUUGUUAUCACUAGUGUUGAUGGAAGCCCCCAUGGACAGCCUCUCCGGUAUGGACAGGACUUUGCACUCAGCACCACGGAGGGGUACGCUGGAAAUCUGAAGCUCCACAGCGAUCGCGUGUCGUUUCUGAAGUGUGCCAAGAAGUCUCGUCAGCAGGAGGUGUCCCUGGUCUCUGACCUGUCUCACUUCACCAGGUGGAAGACCAUCGCGUUCGAGCCUCAACUCAGGAUGGAGUACGAAGGACUGCCUGUACAGGCCAAUGUAAAGCUUCUCAUCACACACUGCAAGACCCACCAACACCUGAACAUUGCACAAGACUAUGUCACCAGAACUCCGUUUGGCUAUGAGUAUGAGGUGACGGCUCACAUGGACCUGGACUCUCACCGCGCUGAGAAGGAAACUAACCACUGGGUCAUCAUCACUGGAACACCAACCGACGAUGGAAGAACUAUGUUUGACAAACCACGCCCUGACCCCUCUGGUCUGACGGACCGUCCCAUGGAGGGUACGGGGGAGAUCAGGAACGCUGGACUGGACCCCUCGCAGACUGGACCUCCUCCCAAGACGGAGGAACGGCCCACCAUGGAGGAGAUGCUCCAACAGGUGGAACAGACAGCGAAGGGAGAGACAACUCCUCAGACUCAAUAAACAAUUCUUAGGCCACACCAAUUUAAUUCCUUGGUUAACGGA